UAAAUCUCUCUUGUAUCCUUGGAUAUACUUAGCUCGCUUAUGAUAUAUUAAUAUCAUUAUUUUUAUCUUUAGAAUCAAUUUGUAACUACUGAUUCAACUUCAUGUUAAUGUGAUAGGAUGAUGCAUUAUGUUAAUUUCUUCUUGCAACUUUAGUAAAUUAAUUUUUUCCUAGAAUUUAUUGUUUUGUGUAAUCUUUUAAGUGUUUUGGCUUAAAGUUGUUCAUAAUAUACACACUCUUAGGAUCUGUAUGAAUAGACAAUUUAGUUGUUGGGGAAGCUUUUUGGUUUUGGUUUCUUUGUUUGAUCUUCAGUUCAUUCAUUCAUUUUAGUAUUUGUUAAGGAUUUACCAAAUUCUACGUCCUGUGUGUUAACUAUUCUUAAAGUUUUUAGUGUUGAUUUUUUUCCUUUACUCUCACCCAGAUAAUCCAGGACCUUAUAGGACAGCCAUAAUAUGAACCUGCUGGGUUCAUACUUCCUGAUUUUAUUUUUACAUAUAGAAAAAUAAACAACAUAUGUAAAUACAUAGAUAAUGAUUAUAGGACUGUUGUGUAUAUUUCACAGUAUAGUGUGAUGUAUCUUUGCAUCUGUAUGUAAAGAUAAAUAAUAUAAAUGGAUAUAGGACUGUAAUAUAUGAGCAUGAAGAUUUAUCCCUUUAAUGUGACUGAUUUGUUUGGGUUGAAUUUAAAGGUGUAUUAUUCUUACUUGAAAGGUUACUCUUGAAAACUUGCUGGAUACAACUUAAUGAAGAAAGUUGAAUACUGUUGUUCCCUGAAUAUUCAUCUUUCAUCAGACAGUUCUUAAUAUACAUUUUUUAGCCACUUUGUGGCUAAGUAUUAGCAUAAGCACUGAGGAACAAAAUGAGUAAAUCUCAGAAGUCUUUACUAUAUUAGUAAAUUCUACUAGGAAAACAUUUUAUAAGGAACCAUACAGCUGAAAUAUUACCCAUCUUAACUGAAAAUACAGUUUAACUGUAGUUAAAUAUUGUCACAGCAUGAAGUUCAAGUAAAGUAUAUUCAGCUGAUGGUUGUAUACCUUUGUGUGGAGUAGGUACAGAUCACAAUGAAGAGUUUUUUGUAAUGUAAGUUAUUCUAUGAAUAAAUUAUUCUUUUUUGCCUCAUGAAACUUCCAUGUGAACAUGGCAGUCUUGACAAAUAUUUCUGGAGCUGGUAUAUCUUAGGGGAUUCUUGUUAGUAGGCACCACUGCUGGUGUCUCUCCAUGUGACUGGAUGAGAGAAAGGCUGGUUUUCUUCUCUUUCUAGAGGUCUCGGUCCAUUCCCUGUUUUGAACCAUGUUUGUGAGGUUGAGAGAUCACCUUUCACAAAGAAUGAAGGAGUGGGGAUUGGGAGAGUAACUGCUUUUGAACCUUCUGUAGAAUCUUUUCCUUUGUGACCCUUCUGUAGAAUUUUGGCAGCUCUUAAUUUGGAAUGUGAUGUCAUGUUUGUGAACAAAGCAGUUGAUGGUUUCAGAAGGCCCAGCGCCAUAUUAUGAACUGGCAUGAAAAAUAUAUCUUCGCAUAUACUUCUCUGUGUGUGGGCACCAUAGAUUUCCUUUGAUAUCCUGUUUGAGUGCUCCUUGGAAGGCCACCAACAAAAUGGAAAUGAAAGAGGUUGCUAAAUACAAGACUCUAUGGAAAAUGAACUCAACCAGUGAACCUUUAUUUGUUACUGGCGUAAAUGGCAAUCCUUUGAAAAAAUUCACCAUUCCCAAGAUCAGGAGGACAUCUGGGAAAGUUUACUUGUCACGUUGUUACACCAAUACUAGAGAGUAUAGUUUCAUACAUGAUACUCUCAACGAGUGCCGGCUUGAUGUAAGCCGUGACCUACAGUCUUCAUGGCAGUUUGGGGAUACAAAACUGAUUCACAAUGAGGGUCUGGAAAAAAAUUUUACUUCUAAGAGGUCAGAGAUGCGUGAGAGUGGAAGGCAUGGCAGAGAACUUGAAGAACAUUUCUGCUUUUUAGCACUUCCUCAGAAGGAUGUGACUGAGAUAUAUCACAGUGGACUAAGUACCAAAGCAUCUUCGUUGAGAAUACUAGGAAACCCUCGUCUUGGAAUUUAUAUAUUUAGACAUGUUGAUGUUGCCUUGAAUUAUGCUCACAAUAGAAGCAUUACUGUAGAAAGUAUUAUCAUAUUUAAGGUUCUUUUUGGAAAAGUGAGGAAAAUUCAGCCUUCACUAGAUAAAAGCAAAGUUUCUUUGGAUCCUUCUCCUAACUUUGACUGCCAUAUGUCAAGAAAUACACCUUCUCUGAAGGAUACCAUUGAACUCCAAGCCUACAGUUCAGCAGUAUACUUGUAUGAAUAUAAUAUUCUUUCAAAGCCAGUAGAUAAACCUAGGCAGUGUCUUCCAUAUGCAAUAGUAACAGUAAAAUUUAUUGGUCAAAAAGUAGAUAAUGGACACUUCAUGACACCUUUGAGACCCCUCGCAACAGGAUUUCCUAGGAGAACUGAAAGAACAUGCUCUCUGAAUAACUGUACAGUGGCCAAAAGAAUUGGAAAAGGAAAAGAUGCUACUGUCAUCUUUGAGCAUUUCAGGAAACCUAUAGAUCCAUUUGUUCAGGAAAAGUGUUCAUGCAAUUCGUCAAAUUCAGAAAUAAAUCCUUCCAACUCAGAUAUUUCUAAUUCCUAUGGAAGUAUGCAAAAUGGAAACAUUUCUGUACUUGAAACAUACAGUGGACAUAUGGAGUACAAUUCAGCAGAAUGCAGAGACACUUCUCAGUUACCUGCAUGUGAUUCAGGCCUUUCAUUUAUUCCCAGUGAUACCAGAGAAAGUGUUAAUAAUGGUGACCUCCUAAAUGUGACAUAUCUUAAAGCUAUUUUAAGUAGUCUUGCUGCUGCUUUCCCCCUUCAUAACAAUACUGACUCAAGCACGGUUAUUACUUCAAAAUUCAUCAAAGACCCAAGACUGAUGAAGAGACAAGAAAGAAUGGGAAAACAUAAUACUGUUACAGGUUUAAGUGAGAUUUUGCCAUUUGAGAAGAGUUUAGAUUUUGUUAAUUCAGAAACAAACUUGUCAUCUAUGCCAGCUAAUCCUGCCUCCACAUCUGAAGGCAUGCCUGGUGAUCAGACUGUUGUUACUAAUUAUUUGGAUGCCUCUUGCUUCAGAAUUUCUUUGGAUGAUCCACAAACCCAGGCUCACAACCUGGGCUCUAAGACCUAUGAUUGUACAGCUCCCAAUAAAAUUACCAUGGCAGGACAAUGUGAGAACCAGGAUGAUUUUUCCUUCCCAAUGUUUUUGUCAAGUGUAGCUCCAGAAGUUGAAAUCCAAAAACACAAGGAAGAAAAAGCUCAGAGAUCCCGGCAGAGAGACACCAUCCCAUUUAUAACUGACGAAUGCAGUGAAUCACAUGACUCUUAUGAAUCAGUGAAUACUUGUACAGACAAGUACAGUGGUCCCAUCUCUCCAGAAUCACAGUUUUCUAAUUUUAAAACUGUAUAUGAGACUGGUCACCAAAUGUCUACACUUUUUCCACUCCAAAGUGAAGAAAGUGUACAUGAGUACAUUCAAAAUACUGGAAAGAUGAGAAACUUCACUGACCCAGAAGACAAUGCCAAAUAUGAAGAAAGGCAAAGUUUGUGGAAAGGAAGUGAUCAUUCUUUUACUAAUAAAAGAAAAAUCGGUCCAAUAGAUAAUUACAUUUCUUUGAACCAAGAUGACAAAGAGGUUGAGAGUCUUGAUUAUUUGCAGAAAAAUUGUGAUCAAAUAUUAAUUACUCAAGGGUUAGAAAAACCAAAAUCUUUGCCAUUUACCACAGAGGAUAAGUAUGAGCUAAGUCACCUAGCACUGGAAAUACAAAACAAUCUUACUCCAAGAGUGAAGAAAGUUCCAUCGAAGCCUCCUAAGAACUCUUUAGAGUAUAAAGAUAAUAUUCAUACAAAUUUUGCCAUUUCUCAAAAACUACUGGAGCUGAAAUUGGAAAAACCAGAUCAAAACUGUAUUAGCAUUAUGGCUGAUGCUUUCAAGGAAGCAGGAGACAUUCCCCAGACCACACAACUACCAGCUGUUACUUCAUGUCAUGAUAUUAAAACAGCUCAUAAUGCAAAUUGCAGCAUAACUAGAGAACAUCCAUGUGUUCAAAGGAGAAAUGAAUAUGAUCCAGUGUCCCUAAAAGACAUUCAAAGAGACUGCAAAGAAACAACUCUAAUUAACAAUAAAGGUCAACAUCAUACUCAGUUCUGUAUUGCACAGUUGAACAAUGGUGUGCACCUGAAUACUGAUUUCAGAGAACAAAGAGAUAAUGAUAAAGAAAACCAGAAGGAGGCUGAAAUGGAGAACAUUGCUUCAUCUAUAGGAAACAACAUAGGGGAUAUAUAUGGAGAUGAGGAGCAGAGUUUUCAGACACACAAAACAAAAAUUUUUAUCAACAUAGGUGAAAGGCAGGUGAAUAAAGAUGACAAUAGCAUUGAAAUUCUGAGUUCAGAAAAAUUUUCUCCUGCUUUUAACUUAACUAGUGGGAUAAAACAUGUAUGCACUGAGUCUGCAUCACUAGAAAGUGAAGAUCCCAUUACCAUCAUGAAAGAAAAAGAUAUUCAAAAUACUGAAAGGACUGGAGAGCAUUUGAUUUCCACAGCAUUUCUCCAAGUUGCAAGUUCUUCGUUACAUGUAGCCUCACGUGCUGCAGUUGAGAUAGCUGAUGCUGCAAUGCCUGUGGUAAGCACAAAUCCUGAAGAUCACCAAAGAUCCCAGUUUAAAGAAACUUGUUCUUCUGAGAGUCCAGAUUUUGGUUUGUUAAGCAAACCUAAGGUUUCUGCUUGUGAAAUAGAUACAGAUAAAAAUCGAUGCCACAACUCAUUUCAUCAAUCAGUAAGUGACAACUCAGUUCUUCAAAGUUUCAAAUUGGAUAAUGAGACUGAAGUACGAUCAGAAGAGAGUGAUGAUGCUUUUCCUGUGAGUAUUCCACAGGAUACUCAUAGCCCGGAAAAUGUACUUUAUGAAGAAUUCGAGGACUCCUAUGAGGCUCUGAGGUCUCGCAUCGAUUGGAACGGUCUGUUGGGAAGCAGUAAUGGGGAGGUGGAAGUGUUAGAAAGCAGCACAAGAGGUGAGGAUUGGGACCAGCAUUCCUCUGAGGAGCACAGCUGUGUGUUUUCCUCUACAGAAAAAUACAAAGCAGAGCUCGUCAAACCAAUUUUACUUCCUGAUCUGCAAGUUACGAUUACUAAUACAUUUAUGAAAGGAUUCAGUUCUACUGUUGAGUCCCUUGCAUCGAAAGAUGAUUUCUGCAAGUAUGUAACUGAAGCCACAAAAUCAGAAAUAAAUGAGAAGGAGGAAGAAGUUCUAGAAUUUGAAAUUCAUUCUCAGUGUUCUGGUGAAAAUUCAGAUCAUCCCUCUGAAGGUGAAUUUGGUAAUAUAAGGCAAGACUCUGGACUAACAAGUAAAUCUGAAACUUCACUUUCUUUUGACUUGAGUCAUAAUAUGCAUGUGAAUCACAUGUCUGAAAAACAGAACAGAUCUUUGCUAACUGAACCUUCUGAUGUCACAACAGUAAAUAACAAAAACAGAUGUUCCCUUACAAAGUCAAAAACCAGUGGUAAUGAUACUAGAAGUAAAAAGGAGACAGAAGCAAGAAUUAGCAAAAGAAAGCCUGGUACACCUUUCAGAGACCAGAACAUACCAGAUAAAAAUUUAAGACAUCACAAAAUUUGUGAGAAGAGGAGGAAGCUAACAAGUCAAGACUCAUUGGAAUGUUUUUUUUCGUUAUCCCAAGAACGAAUUAAAACCUUUUCACAGUCAGAAAAACACAUUAGAAGUGUCCUGGAUAUUCUAAAUAGUGAAGCAUCUUUAUGUAAAAGCAAACGUCUUUCCAGAAAACUUGACAGAGCCGUUCUUCAUUUAAAAAAAGCUCACAGAAGAGUUCACACGUCUUUGCAGCUGAUAACUAAAGUGGGAGAAAAAAGAAGGGGCCCUUUACCAAGAGCAUAUGCAGUAAUAUGCAAUAGUUUCUGGGAAAGUUGUGACCUUCAAGGUUAUAGUUCUCUGUCUGAAAGAAAGUAUUAUUCCACUAAACAUUUUCUGUCAAAAAGAAAAUACAAUAAACCUGGAGAGAAUAGAGCUUUGGGAUUUGAAGUUGAUAGAUCGUUAACUCAUGUAUCAAAGCACAAGUUUUAUAGAACAAGUAGAGAGAGACUCACAGAGUGCCUUUCUGAAAAUGUGUCCAGUGUCUCCAGAAGUCACACCACAGUUCACAUGAGAGAAUAUUGUGAUCAAGUAUGUCCGGAAUCACAGUUAGCCCUGUGCUCCGUGUCUGAAAGUACAAGUCAAUCAGCUUUUACUAACAGUUUGAGAAAUCCCAAAUCAUCAGAAGAAUUUCAGCCCUUUUCUAGAAAAACCGGAUGUCUCUUUUCCCCAGACUGCCCAGAUGAGAAACUAACUAAAAAAGAAAAUCGAACUGAUACAGAAUUUUCAUCUAACAUUAGUAAAUAUGAAAAACUUGAGAACCAUUCAGCACUUGAUAAUAUUAAGUAUACAACAAAAGUAAACAAUUCUGAGGCUAAAGAAAUAAUGAGUAAAAAAAAUUUGAUAUCUUUAAGUUGCAUAAAGGAAAACAACAUAAGUUUUGGUGUGGACCAAAAUUAUUAUGCAACUUGUAUAGCCCACACAAAAGUGAAAACUGACAUAGUUAUUUCUGUCUUAGAAUCAAAGGUGUGGCAUUUUUUUAACAUUGAUAUCCACAAACCAAACAACCUUAUUUUAUCUGGUUAUAAAAUAAACCUGGAGGUAAAUUUUCCUGUAGAAAAAUGGACAACUCCUAAGGAGAUCUCCAAACCAGGCAUUAUUACAGGAAACUUUCUUAUGGAUCCAUUAAGUCGAACUCUGAUAACAAGCAAAAAGUCUAACAGUAUUCCUCAGUUGCUCUCAAUUGCAGCAACAGACAGUGAGGGAGAAUUUUCAAAGUCUUCCAUGGCUGAAUGGAGCAUUACUGCUGUAGAGUUUUCAGCAGUGUCUACCAUUGCACCACACUGUGUGCAAGGGUGUGGUGGAAAUGAACUUCAAAAGACAGACUCUUGCUCUUCAAGUAAAUGGAUUCAUAUCAAUGGGAAUGAAACAGAUGUUGAGAAUUCUGAGGUGACUGUCACAUCAGAAACUGAAGAAAGUAAAGACAACACGAUGAAAGUAUUUUCUGAUGAUAGUUUUCUGCUCGUAAAAGACAACAUAAAGGGCUCUUCUUCCCAAGAAGGUAUUGCAGAGAAAGACAUUCAGGACAGAGAAAUGUGGAAAGAUAAACAAGCAGAAAAAGGAAAGGAUUCCGUUCACAUGAACAUGACUGAAGCAUCAAGUGUUAAGACUGAGGACAAAGGUCAAAAGAAUAAGAUAUUAGAAGGCUCCUCCUGCUUAAGUGAGAAAACGAUGAAAAAUAACUUGAUUGAUCCUCAUGUAAAGAUUAAAAAGGAUACUGAGGCAAUCUCUUUGAGAAACAUUGCUUCUAAUCAGCUUAACAAAAGAAAGAAGGAGGAGGGAAAAGGUAGUCAUGACUCUCAGUGUGACUCCUCAUUACAUUCAGAAAUAGCCUGUGACUCCAAACCAGGCAUUACAGGAAGGAAUCAUAUGCCUCAUCUGCGUGCCCACUCUGAACCCUCCAAAGUCUCUCCUCCUCCUCCGAAGAAGUCUACGUCAUAUAUGAAUGAAUUCAAAGAAAAACAUUGUUCAAGUAAUAAUUUGGCUCCUAUAGUUAAGCUCACUCAAAUUUUGAGGAGAGCAAAUGAAACGUCAUCUGUACAGAUUCUGCAGGAAGAAACUGAAGUUUGUCUAAAUAUUCUGCCAUUGUUUGUUGAAGCUUUUGAAAGAAAACAAAAAUGUUCAUUUAAACAAAUCUUGAUUUUAAGAGACCUAUUAGUAGAAGAAAACCUGUGGAGUAACUGCAGACACAGAUUAAAACCAUGUGCUGUUGAUUCCUUGGUAGAACUCCAAAUGAUGAUGGAAACUAUUCAGUUCAUUGAAAACAAAAAAAGGCUCCUAAGAGGUGAACAAACAUUCCGGAGCUUGCUCUGGUAUGAUGAGACACUGUACAGUGAGCUACUUGGCAGACCACGUGGAUUUCAGCAACAAUCCAAUUUCUAUCCGGCUUUUCAAGGCAGAUUAAAAUAUAAUGCCUUCUCCGAGCUGCAAAACUAUCAUGAUCAAUUAAUUGAACUGGCUGAAGAAAGCAAAAGGGAAAAUAAUUCAUACUACACAUACUUAAAAUACAAGCGACAGAUUGAUGAGUGUGAAGCAGUAAUGAAGCAGUGUUCAGAUUGCUUUGACUUUUCUCUUUCUGUGCCAUUUACCUGUGGAGUUAACUUUGGAGAUAGUUUAGGAGACCUAGAAACCUUGAGGAAAAGCACAUUAAGCCUGAUCAGUAUGUAUGGGGACUGUCCCCAAAAUGAUUCCUGUCCAGGAAAACAAGACCAUCUGUGGAUUAUCAUGGAAAUGAUCUCCUCAAAAGUUAAUUUUAUCAAGAGUAAUGAGGCAGUAAAUAUUAAAAUAGCUCUUUAUGGUCUGGAACAUAUCUUUUUUGAUGCUUCAAAAAGUCUUGUUUGGAAAGAAAAGAGACAGUCUUGCUGCAAAAAAUACUCCGAACAGAACAAAGAAAUGCUACUUAGAAUGAAUCAAUGUGCUGUUUCUAAGUUGCAGAAGAUAUAUGAUACAUUGUCCAAAGAUUUAAGCAGUGAACAAAUUUCCACUAUUGGACUUGAGGAGGAUUCAGUGAUUGCGUCCAGAAAGUCAAAUGCUGUAGUAAACAAAGCAAUAAUUAGUGUAGAAAACUCUAGGCUUAACGGUACUUUGCUUUCACAUCCAGAUAUCUGUUGUGUUAGUGAAAUAUUGGAUCAAGCUGAAUUUGCAGAUGUGAAAAAAUUACAGGAACUCACUUUGAGAUGUACCGAUGACUUAGAAAUUUUAAAAAAAUGUUUUCAGUUCCUGCAAGAAGACAGCAUAGAUAGUAUUUUUAUCACCGAAGAAAAUAGUUUGAACAUGAUGAAAAACUACAGCCAUAAGGCAGUAAUUUUAAAACCUGCAGCCGUUGAAACCUAUAUUGAAAUCGUCAUGCUCUCAGAAACAAUUCAGUUUCUUAAAAACUCAGUGGCGAAGAAACUAGACAGGCAGCGGUUUCGAAGUCUGCUUUGGUUUGAUUUGUCACUUCUCCCUGAACUGGUUCACUGCCAAGAAAAAAUGACUUCUUUCUCAUUUCUAAAAGGUAAUCCAGCAGACUGUCUUGGGAAGGUGAUAGAGACUGCUAUUUCUGAGCUUAAGAAAGAUCUGGAUAUUAUCUACAAAUACAAUGAAGCUGUUAAUGGCUCCUAUGCUCUUCGUUUGCUGUCAAGAGAACUUGAAGAACUUUCAGAAAUAAAAAAACUUAUUGAGGAAUCGAAGUAUUCCGUUUCCACAUACAUCAACUUUGUGCCAUGUAUAGCAUCCAUAAAUUAUGGAAGCACUGUGACAGAAUUAGAAUACAACUACAGUCAGUUUUCCACACUGCUUGGAAGUAUAACAGCCACCCCUCGGAAGGAUUUAGGGAAAAUGGUCCAUAUUGUGAAAAUCAUGAAAACGAUUGAACAUAUGAAGAUAAUAUGUGUUAAAAAUGCUCAGUUAACCGUUUCCUUUAUCCUAUGCCAAAUGCUGCACAACAGAAAGAAGACUUUGCAACCAAAGAGAAAGAAAAAUGCGAAUAUUCAUGUAAAACGUAGGAAGAGAAUCAAAAAGUCCAGUACCUGUAGGAAGGUGCCUUUAGUUUCAGAGUACAUAAUUAAAAAUGUUUCAAAUUCCUCUAAAAAGCGACCUAUCACUGUAGACACAUGUGGAGACUCUGAGGAACAAGAGAAAAGUACUGCUGUUUCCAGUUGUAAAAAACAAAAGGUUAGCAUGAAACAUGUCACAGAAAUCAAAAGCGAAAAGUCAACAUUCAAGCAUGCAAGGACUAUGAGAUCUCACUCUGAAAGUGAAAAUGAAAUAGAACCAGAUUCAUCUGACAGUCUGAAAAGAAGCCACAUCUCUCCUAAACAAGUUGAAACUCAAAGAUCACUACCUUUAAUGAACCUGAAAGACUCAGAAGACGAAACAGAUUUAACUGAUACUUCAUUUGCUACUUCAGAAGGUUUCACCAGACAACAAGGGAACAUAAGUAGCACAAAGAAAAGAAAUAUAAAUUUUAGUGCUGCUGAAACAAAAAGUGAGAAGAAAAAUUGUUCUUUGGCAAUUUUUGACCAGAAAAGUGUAGAUGGCACAGUUUCAAAAGACCAGGAGAUGCCUCCACAGAAAUUUCUUAAAAAUCUUUCAGAUACUACAGAGAAAUCCUGUCCCUCAGACAUAAAACCAGGAACUGAUGCUUCUCUUUUGCUGAAUGCAUCAGAACCUAUUUUCCGUUUUGUGAGUGAUAGCCAUGCCAAUUUAGAAAUGAAUGACACUGACUUUGAACUUCAAGAUAAUGAAAUAUUAAAUUCAUCCAUUAAUUCUACAUGCACCAGUUCUCCAGAACCCAUGCAUAUCCAGAACAAAAUUCCUGUUGUGCAAAUAAAUAAAGCACGACCUGCAAAGACUGAGUCAAAAGAAAAAUACAUGAAGGACACAUUGAAUUUCAAUACUAUACCUGUAGAAGCCUCUGAGAACAUCACCCUUAGUGUGAAUCAAACAGUAGAAUACUCUUUGUCUGAACAGCAGAAUUCAAAAGUCUUAACUCAGAAUGCUGCCACAUACUUGAAUGAAAUUCCACAGUCCAUGUGUACCCCAGAGUAUGACUUUGUUUCCGGGUACUCAUUUGAAACUUCAUAUCCUUACUAUUCUUGGUGUGUUUAUCGUUACAGCAGCAGCAAUGACAGUUCCAUCACCCAGACAUACCAAGGAAUAACAUCCUAUGAAGUACAGCCACCUCCUUCUGGGAUAUUGACUGCAGCUACAAGUAAUAGUCAGAAUACCCAUUCUCAUCUUUUGUGCUCUCAAUAUUUUGAAUACUUUGCUGGGGAACCACAAGCAAAUGACUUUAUGCCAGUGAGUGACUAUUUUCCACCUCAAAUGCCUGUUUAUAAUUUUCAGCAGCCAGUUUUUUCACAGUAUACUCCCCAUCAACUAUUCACUGCAUACCCUUGCUCUCCUGAUUCUGGUGCACUUCUAGAAGUUCCUUGGACUUAUGAUCCUUGCCAUCAAGAACCCUUUCAGCCAGGACAUUGAGAAUUGUCAUCUGUCUACUGAAAGAAAUAAAGGGGGUUUAACAAGUUUUAUCCAAGUAUUUUUUUACUUAUGUAUUUUUUAUUUUUAACAUUUAAAAAUAUGUCAAUUAGUAAGAAAUUAUAAAUGUUACAACUUUGAUAAAACAUUUAAAUGCAACAGUAUAUCAUAUAGCAAUAGGAAGUCAACUUCUGACAUCUAAAAUGCCAAAAUAAUUUCCAUGCAUUUAUUUUUGUGAACUCCGUACUAGGCUAUUUUCAGUACGCACCUAACCUUCAGAACCAAUAACAAUAUUGUAAAAUUUAUUUUUUGAAAUGUUGCUGUUGGAGUUGUUACAAUUAUAUAAAGAUUCUCUUUGGGAUUAUUCUAAUGGAAUAAGGAAAGUAAAUGUAACAUUUAAUAUGAUUAAGGGUAAACAGUAGUAAUUCUUGAAAACAAGUUUUUUGUCUCCGAUAUUUUUUGAUACAAAUUUAUGGUAGUGUUGUGCCAUCCGACUUAAGGAUUUUUUUUUUUUACUUAGAUCGGUCAUUAGACUAAUAAUUUUAUAAUUUUUGAAACUUUAUAUAAUUUACCAGUCUGUGUCUAAUAUGACAAAUACCUUUAAUUUCAAUAUUUUCUAAUUUUAACUGGCAAAGUGUAUUUUAACAGAGAACUAGUUUUGCAUAUUUUCAAUGUUUGUCCUUGAGUAGAGACUUUAAAAAUUUCUAUGUUUGAAGCAGUUUUAGAUUAUGAUAUUGAAAUUUAAAGCACAUUAACACCUUUUUCCAGAAGAGCCCUUUCUACCAGAUUCUUUUUUAUUUGUAUUUUACAAUUGAAAUGGCUCUUCUAGUGACUUUAUAGCAAAUAAUGGGAAUAAUGUCUUUAGCUUGUGGCAUUAGUUGAGUUAUAUUUCAGUAGUUAAAUAAUGCAACACAAAUACAAGUUUUUUAAUGGUGUGAUCAAAGAUUUUUUUUCCUUUUCAACAUUCCACCAAAGUAAAAAGUAUCUGAGUAAUAAUCAUUGUUAAACAACAGGGCUUAGUGUGUUCAGCAAGUGCUCUGCCAACCAACAACCAUUCCCUGUUUCUGUAAGAUCCAAAUCUGAAAGAUCCCUCACAACUGAAUAUACUUUGCCGAGUCUGAAAGUCAAAGUGUUAGUCGCCCAGUUGCAUCCUACCAGGCUACUGUCUGGAAUUCACCAGGCAAGAAUACUUGCAGUGGGUAGCCAUUCAAUUCUCCAGGGGCUCUUCCCCACCCAGGGAUCAAACCCAGGUCUCCCACAUUGUGGGCAGAUUCUUUAUGAUCUGAGCCACCAGGGAAGCCCCUUCCCAAGUCUAGUGGGCCCUGAAAUGUGGUAAAGAGAUUCGCAUUGGCUAAAUCUAAAUAACUAGCAAAGCUAAAGUAUUUUUGCAACUUUUUUUUUCCCGCAACCUUUUUAUUUUAGCUGACUUUUUAUGUUAUCUAGCAUAGGUAUCCAAAGAGAGUUUGAUUCAGUCAAAUUUAUUGUAGAGUAGCUAAUUUUUCAAUUUAGAAAAACACUAAGAUCUUCCAGGGUAAGUCUUAUAGUCACAUUAACCAAAUAAGGUGGAAUUCAGAGUAUUUUAGGGUUCUUCUUUAACAAAUAGAUUUUAAAAGGGGAAAGUCAAGCAAAGAACUGCAACUGAAACAGGAAUUAGAAAAAUACUCUAGAAUUAAAGCAGUACAAAAAUAACAUAAAUGUUUUGCCCAGAUAAUUAUUUGGGAGAAUUAUUUGUUUAAUGUUUGGUUAGAGAAAGAUGUUGCAGAUUUAUUACUAAAAUUUUUUUCUGUUAGGUUAAUCAAAAAUUCAGUAUUCUGAUUAAAGAUGCUUUCUUUAAACAACUUGCAGAUUUUGCUGAAUACUGGCUUUGUGAUAUUUUUAUUUCGUGAGUUUUAAUUUCUUGCAAAAAGGGUAAUAAAAAAAACCUUAUAAAUAUUGAGUUACAUUUUAAAACCUGCACUUUGAAACAGAACAUGAAAAAAUAGAGCAUUUUUUCCCCUAAGUUUGUGUUUUGGCUCUAAAAAUAGAAACAAAACAAAUUAAAAUUUGAGCAAGCAUUAUUAACAAAAAACUGCUUAUCUAUAAAUAUUAUUGUCUUGGAACUUGAAGAAUUAUAUGAAUAAACUGAAUUCCUUCUA
Molecule: messenger RNA, 13262 nt
Organism: Odocoileus virginianus texanus
Lineage: Eukaryota; Metazoa; Chordata; Mammalia; Artiodactyla; Cervidae
Gene: TEX15
Product: testis expressed 15, meiosis and synapsis associated
Biological process (GO): homologous chromosome pairing at meiosis; regulation of double-strand break repair via homologous recombination; male meiotic nuclear division
Cellular component (GO): nucleus
Source: RefSeq, a predicted model, not a curated record